GCCCACCGACGGGUGGCUGUAGCGGCACCGUCUCCAACACCGCCAUGUGCUGGAUGACCAGAGUCGUCCUCGUCCUCGCGGCGGCCCUUUGCGCGCCCGUGCGCGGGCACAUCUCGUCCGCGGACGUGUCGGACUCGGUGCAGCACGCGCCCGAGGUGCCCUUGCCGGCGUCGCCGUGCCCGCGGGUGUUCCAGUACGAGCCCAGCCCCUCGGGGGCCACGGGCUGGGCCGGGGUGGUCCGCCUGCAGACGCCCUCUCGGUUCUCGUCACUGAGGCUCAGCGUGCACCUCGCCUCCCCGGAGCAUGUCCCCGCCGACCCCGCCCCCGGGACGCUGACCCUGCGCGGAGGGGUGGCCCAGGCGCGCGCGCUGGUUCGCGCCGUACACCGGGGCCACCGCACGACGGUCGAGUUCGUGGCGGAUUUCUCACCCGCCGUCACCUUGGUCCCCGCCCUGCUCAACGUGACGGUCAACGGGCGCCUCUUCUGUGCCUCGCAGGAACCCGCGGGCACGAGGAGCACCAUCACUCUCGUGUCGGACCUGGACACGGGUCUUGACUCGGUGAGGGCAUCGGACGAGGACUUCAGCAUCGCGCCCGAGCGGGACGUGGUCGCGGUGGACCGACCUGGACAGGACGCCGCUCAGGACGCCGCCCCGACCCGGGCUUGGACCUUAGCCCCGGCCUCGUCCCUACCGCCGGCCACCGCGGCGCCCGAACACCUGUUCAUCCCCCAAGACGCGUUCCGGCCGGACUCGUUCGUGCUGCCCUCCGUCGACCACUCUCCGACCACCGCAACGGCACCCCCGUACUCCCCGCUACCUGCCGAGGAGGCCUCGGCAGCGGGGGUGACGUGGCCUCAGCCGGAGAGGCACGCGCCGGAGGGAUCGCCAGCCAUACACACCCUUCCCCCCGACAACCCUCCCCCUCACACCCCUACCCCUGACACCUCUGUCCCCCACACCCCAUCGCGGACAUCGCCAGAAGCUACUGACACCUACCGCUCGCCCCUGCUCCAUCGUACUCACCAAGACGAGUGCGGGCGCGCGUGGAGCGGCGCCAACCCCCUGGUGACGCGGGGCGCGGCCGCGGUGCGGGGCCGCUGGCCCUGGCUCGUCGCCCUCUUCAAGAAGCUGGGCAGGCGCGACCAGGUUGGGCUCAACUUCGAGUGUGGCGCCAGCCUCGUGUCCGAGAGGCACGUCAUCACGGGUGAGCAUACGGACGUCACGAAUGCCGCUGAUCGCCAUGUCGGAGUCGGAGCCGUGUCGGUCGGCCCGAGCCCAACAGGGGGUCCUCAUUUACGACCUCGAUAAAGCCAGCGUACCGGUUGCCCCGACCCGCUCGAUUUUGUCCGCGUUCGUUGCGGGCUGGUGCGUUCCGCGCAACUCACUCGGUUUUACGCCGAAUGACGCA
Molecule: messenger RNA, 1410 nt
Organism: Frankliniella occidentalis (western flower thrips)
Lineage: Eukaryota; Metazoa; Arthropoda; Insecta; Thysanoptera; Thripidae
Exons: 6
Coding region: 45-1310 (421 amino acids)
Source: RefSeq, a predicted model, not a curated record